Molecule: messenger RNA, 4158 nt
Organism: Dermacentor andersoni
Lineage: Eukaryota; Metazoa; Arthropoda; Arachnida; Ixodida; Ixodidae
Source: RefSeq, a predicted model, not a curated record
AAACACGCGAGAACCGGCGGAGUGGACCGGAACUCCGCGUGACGGGUUUCCUUCACGCAUGCAAGGCCUCCGAAACUACAGCGUGUGCCCGUGCAAUCUCGGAGGACACAAGGCAUGCCUUUUGGUUGUUUUACUGCUCAUCGCUUUCGGUGGCGGCGCUGCGGUAGCAGUGGCGUUCGCGGUAGGGACGGGCGCUGCGGACGAUUUGUGGCGCGCGGCAUUGCCUUUGUUAGCCGGUAAUUAGAGCUUUAGCAUGGACAUCUAAAAUUCUCAUAAGCGUGUGCUGAUAAGUGCAGCGAACAGCGGAAGCGGAUGACCAUACGAACGGUAUUCUGGGCAACUGUAUCCGGUUUAGCACUUCCGCUCUGACAAAUGCAAAGUAGGAGGCAUUGCUCUGACGCUAUGUGGCGGCGGUGUACGUAGCGUGUGUUGUGUUCCAGUCACGGUUUAGGAGCUGAUUAGGAGGCGGGUGCUCGGUCAGAGAUACGGUGCGCUGCCCCGAAUCCACCUAGCUGGACUUUUCACCCCGGGGAUAGGCUACGCGCGAGAGAGGAAGGACAGCGCGAGGAAGCAAACAGCGGGGGUUGUUUGUUGUGGUCCUUUCGUUGACUCCCACAGGAAAAAAAAAAAAAAAAAAAAAGGCGGGAGGACGCCGUGCCGGGCUGUGCUCUGCGUUGGUUCUCUGCUCCCGUAUUGAGGGGGGGAAAGGAAAAACAGUGCCUCUUCGUCCCAGAACUUCUCUCUCUCUCCCUCUACGGCAUUCAUGGGCCCGUCUCACGGACACAUGGGCCCGUCUCACGUGAGGCUUUCGUGCCGUUGCUGCCGUGCUCGAGCGAUAGCGGCACACGUUUACUUGAGCAGCACACCGUCUCGUCUCCGACGGUAAACGAGGCACCGCGUGACUCUGCGUGCAGCGCGCAUCGACGGCAUGUCUACGCACGGUGCAUCGAUGGAUGGCGCACCACACGGCUGAAGGACUGGCUCAGCUUGCCGGAGCAUCGCGUCGGACAUGUCGUCUACUGCACUCACGCCGGAUGCCAGAUGGGACAGCGAUGGUGCUAGAAAGCGCCCCCGUUACCUCCAUCCCGAAUGUGCCAAGAGGCAUGGCGGCAGAUGUCAACUGCUGCAGCACCGAUGUCAGAUCAACGAGUUUCUUCUUCUCGCUGACCUGGAGCUCUGUGAAGAUGGCCGAGGAAGAAGCGGCGGGGACGCCCGACUUGCAGUCACCAGAAAAAUAGAUUGCAGGUUUGUCUUCUACAGCUCACCGGAUGACCAGCGUGAGUCGCUGAACGUCGCUCGAGGUCUGCUUUUAGAGCACCGCUGUAUCACCGCCGUGGAACUGAGCUGUAUCGCGAUGAACUACGGUCCGUUGCUGGCGGCGCUUGAGCGCAAUGACGCGGUGAAAAGCUUGACUCUCUGGUUGAAGAGUGACGACGUGAUAGACGCCAGCCUCUUCAUGCUGACCGACACACUCUCGCGGCUCGACGAGCUGAUCUUCAUGGAUUGUUUCUGGUAUAAGAAAUGUAAAUCGACGAUUUGGGUGGAAUGCGUGUUGCUCGAAGAAAACGUGGCGCACCUGACGACUCUGAAUGUGGCUCACUUGGCAAUGACAGAAGCAGCGGCUGCUCGAUUCAUCCUGGCGCUGGUGCAAAGCCAAACCAUUGCCGAUCUCACCAUCGGGCGGGACGUGAUGUACUGUAACGAUGGCAGAAACUUUAGCCGGUACCUCACCAAGCAAGGUACCUCGCUAAAAAAACUCACGUACUUGAUAAAAAGUACCGACAUUUUCCCGUUCUCCAGAAGAGACGUGUUAGAGCGUCAUGUCAACGCUCUGUGCAGGAUGACAACUCUGGAGGAACUGAAUUUUGACUUUGACGACGCGGACGCGGACAGCGCAAGAUACUGCGCCACGUAUGCCAAAUUGGUGUCUCCCAGCUUACGGCGCCUGUGGCUGCCCCGCACGCCCUGCCGCGAGUGGGUGUACGACCAACCGUCCUGGGACAACUCUGAAUGCAUGGAACUCUGGCUCACAGCUCUGCGGAAGCGUUCGAAACUGAACGAGCUCCGGAUCGACUUGUGGUGCUUCGCCGAACCGCAGUGCCUCGCUUUCUUCGAAGCGGUCGCCGACAACGCCACCCUGCGGCACGUUGUCGUCCGCCAUUUGCCGGUUGCGGCUAAGCUCGACGUCAUGUGCAGCGCGAUCCGGCAACUCGGACUGGGCGACCGAGUCGUCGUCGAGGACCAGUACUACUGCUAUCGAAACAUGCGCUCGCUUCGGGAAUGCACCGAAGUUACCGGCGUAACCAUCCGCAAGCCGUGCGCCUCUCUAGCGCAGCACGCAUACCUCGAGGAUGUACGAGAAACGUUCGAAGUCCUCAGUCGCGUCCGUCACCGCAUCUCGCUUAGGGUCGACUGCGACGGGUUCGACGAAGCCACGUUCGCUGCCUUGACUGCGCUCAUACGGAGCCGCUCUGCGCUUACGGCAGUUGAGCUGGAUAUGGAGUACGAGCGGCACGACGUGCGAGACUGGCAGCGACGAGACGCGCAUGCAAGCGAAGUGCUUUCUGCGCUUGCGUCCAACCCGAACCUCACCAGAGUGAGCAUCUACGGACUGCCACCGCGGGUCUACGACUGCUUGCACGUUCUUGCAGCGAGCGCUCGCACGAAUCGAAACUUGGUUCACGUCUGCAUAACUCCGCUCGUCGCUCCUGAGGUGUUUAGCAGUGAUUUCGGCAGCCAUGGGGACGAGCGCAUGAAGGCAUCGCGAAACUACGAGAACUUCGUUCUGGUAAACAUACAGAAAGCUACGAGAAGAAACGCAAGCCGUGUGAUGACAGCGGCAGGCUUUGUUCUGCGCCGGCAAGACAGCGAACACGGUGCACGAUGCCUCGAGACCGUGCACGACCAUCCCUGGCUGCUGGAGCUCGUGCGCGAGGGCGCAGCGGUUUCCAACGGCGAGGCGAAGGCGAUGAUCAGCGAAGCCCUCAAGGCAGUGCGACGCUUCGGCCUCGACGAGUUCAUGAGGAUGGCCGGGGUCGUCAGAUCGAAGGUCGAGUGCGUCCGUACUCGUCGCACCGAGGUUCAGCUCGCCGACAUCGGAGUGCAUUGCUGGUUGCACAUCCGCCAAUACCUCAAGCUCGAAGACAUCGUGUAGUUUGAGCACAUCUGACUUGCAGCUACUUCCGGUGAAGCUUUCAAGAAUAAAGUAAAAGACAUGCGAGAUUGUUCACUGCCACUUCGUGUACACAGCGGCUCCAGCCAGAGACGAAGACGUCUCAGCGAGGGCGGUUGCGAUAGAGCGUUAUUUUCACCUUGAAGAUGCUGCCGGAGCUUGACCGACUGUGACAAUGCAUGCCCACCGACUUGUCCCGGCGCCCUUGCCGAUAACCAAUGAAGGCAGAGAGUUCGCACUCAACGUAAUUUUGCUUUUUUUUUCUUUUUUUUCAGGCAAGGCCUUGUACAGAUAUGCACCCGUGUCCAGUGCCCAGAUUCCGUAUGAAGAACGAGCACACUAUAUACAACGCUCAUCGAUUCAUAAGCAAGAUCAGAGCUCCGUUCUAAGUCACGUUCCCAUUCAUAUCUCUUCGCACGGACUGCCACGCUCCGCUCACUGGCGGAUCCGGUCUGCUCACGCUCACGUACUCAUUCACUCCCAUAAUCACGUGCAGUCACCCUUAUCAUCCGUCACUAAUACUCAAGCUAUACGGAACGGCUCAACUCAUGUGAACACUCGUGCUUGUCACCACUGAAUCACGUCCACAUUCUGGUGCAUUCACGCUCACCCACACUGCAGGCAUGCGCGCUUGCGCCAUACUUACACAAACCAAGUAAUUAAUCUAGGUGAGACCAAUUUUACCAGCGUGCUUAAAUGCUUUUGAUUCUGAGUGAGUCUAGGCGAUUACGAGCACACGUUGGAGCUUUUUCGAGUCCGGGACUCUGAAUUAGUUAGCGAGUCCGUGUCACACAUGUGAUUUCCUGUUCUUUUUUUUUUUUUUUUUUGGAGUUUGGAGUUUGGAAGAGUAAACGUGAAGCCUAAUCUAGGUGGUCCCCAAAGAAUGUGAGUCCGCGUGUUCACGAAUGAUGUCCGUUCGGUCCAGUAUGCUUGAGUGAAGACAUGUGCAGGCUUAUGGGCCAUUGAAUAAAGAUAUGAAAACAUGA